Molecule: messenger RNA, 719 nt
Organism: Lytechinus variegatus (green sea urchin)
Lineage: Eukaryota; Metazoa; Echinodermata; Echinoidea; Temnopleuroida; Toxopneustidae
Product: scavenger receptor cysteine-rich type 1 protein M130-like
Exons: 5
Coding region: 12-719 (235 amino acids)
Cellular component (GO): membrane
Source: RefSeq, a predicted model, not a curated record
AUGAUUUAGAAAUGGAUUUGCAUAGGAUCACCCUCGUGUUUCUAACGGCUCUUCUAAUGCAGUACAGUAACCACAUGGUCCGAUGCGUCAUAACAGAUGUACAACUGGUUGGUGGUCCAUCAUCUAAUAAAGGUACAGUAGAGAUCAAGCAAGAUGGCGGCGAUUGGGAGACGACAUGUGGAAUGAAUCUUGACUUCAAUGACGUCAUCGUCAUCUGCAGACAGUUAGGAUUCACUGGAGCAAGCCUGGCAACGAAGAUCACACCUUAUGGGCAGAAUUCAAAUCCUCUCAUAGGGUUGAAUUGUAACGGAAGUGAAGGUAACCUGUCAGCAUGUCCUACAUUCUCACCUACAUCCGGAUGUUCUUCAGCAGGAUCUGCAUCUUGUCAUGAUUUUGGUGCUGUAGUUGGAGAAGGUGUUGUCAUUAUUCUCCUGAGUGUCCUUCUCAUCGCUUUGGUAAUAUACAACAUUCGAAUCCGAAGGAUGAUGAAAGGCCCGAACAAGGAUCAGAAGACACAACAUGUGGCUUUGUUUGAGGCUUCGAAGUCGCCUGAAAAAGACACAGGUUUUUAUCAUGAUAUUCAGGAUGUCAUGAAAUCGGAUCCAACGACAACAUCUGAUGGAGAUACUUACUACUCUUCUCAGAUAUACGAACAAAAACGUGCAAAUGUAUUGAAUCCUGACGACACCAGUGCACCACACCACUCCUAUAUGAUCUAA